AAAGAUUCAAAAGAUUCAAAAGAUUCAAAAGAUUCAAAAGAUUCAAAAGAUUCAAAAGAUUCAAAAGAUUCAAAAGAUUCAAAAGAUUCAAAAGAUUCAAAAGAUUCAAAAGAUUCAAAAGAUUCAAAAGAUUCAAAAGAUUCAAAAGAUUCAAAAGAUUCAAAAGAUUCAAAAGAUUCAAAAGAUUCAAAAGAUUCAAAAGAUUCAAAAGAUUCAAAAGAUUCAAAAGAUUCAAAAGAUUCAAAAGAUUCAAAAGAUUCAAAAGAUUCAAAAGAUUCAAAAAAUUCAAAAGAUUCAAAAGAUUCAAAAGUUUCAAAAGAUUCACGACAUUAAAAAGAUUCAAAAGAUUCAAAAGAUUCAAAAGAUUCAAAAGAUUCAAAAGAUUCAAAAGAUUCAAAAGAUUCAAAAGAUUCAAAAGAUUCAAAAGAUUCAAAAGAUUCAAAAGAUUCAAAAGAUUCAAAAGAUUCAAAAGAUUCAAAAGAUUCAAAAGAUUCAAAAGAUUCAAAAGAUUCAAAAGAUUCAAAAGAUUCAAAAGAUUCAAAAGAUUCAAAAGAUUCAAAAGAUUCAAAAGAUUCAAAAGAUUCAAAAGAUUCAAAAGAUUCAAAAGAUUCAAAAGAUUCAAAAGAUUCAAAAGAUUCAAAAGAUUCAAAAGAUUCAAAAGAUUCAAAAGAUUCAAAAGAUUCAAAAGAUUCAAAAGAUUCAAAAGAUUCAAAAGAUUCAAAAGAUUCAAAAGAUUCAAAAGAUUCAAAAGAUUCAAAAGAUUCAAAAGAUUCAAAAGAUUCAAAAGAUUCAAAAGAUUCAAAAGAUUCAAAAGAUUCAAAAGAUUCAAAAGAUUCAAAAUAUUCAGAAGAUUCAAAAGAUUCAAAAGAUUCAAAAGAUUCAAAAGAUUCAAAAGAUUCAAAAGAUUCAAAAGAUUCAAAAGAUUCAAAAGAUUCAAAAGAUUCAAAAGAUUCAAAAGAUUCAAAAGAUUCAAAAGAUUCAAAAGAUUCAAAAGAUUCAAAAGAUUCAAAAGAUUCAAAAGAUUCAAAAGAUUCAAAAGAUUCAAAAGAUUCAAAAGAUUCAAAAGAUUCAAAAGAUUCAAAAGAUUCAAAAGAUUCAAAAGAUUCAAAAGAUUCAAAAGAUUCAAAAGAUUCAAAAGAUUCAAAAGAUUCAAAAGAUUCAAAAGAUUCAAAAGAUUCAAAAGAUUCAAAAUAUUCAGAAGAUUCAAAAGAUUCAAAAGAUUCAAAAGAUUCAAAAGAUUCAAAAGAUUCAAAAGAUUCAAAAGAUUCAAAAGAUUCAAAAGAUUCAAAAGAUUCAAAAGAUUCAAAAGAUUCAAAAGAUUCAAAAGAUUCAAAAGAUUCAAAAGAUUCAAAAGAUUCAAAAGAUUCAAAAGAUUCAAAAGAUUCAAAAGAUUCAAAAGAUUCAAAAGAUUCAAAAGAUUCAAAAGAUUCAAAAGAUUCAAAAGAUUCAAAAGAUUCAAAAGAUUCAAAAGAUUCAAAAGAUUCAAAAGAUUCAAAAGAUUCAAAAGAUUCAAAAGAUUCAAAAGAUUCAAAAGAUUCAAAAGAUUCAAAAGAUUCAAAAGAUUCAAAAGAUUCAAAAGAUUCAAAAUAUUCAGAAGAUUCAAAAGAUUCAAAAGAUUCAAAAGAUUCAAAAGAUUCAAAAGAUUCAAAAGAUUCAAAAGAUUCAAAAGAUUCAAAAGAUUCAAAAGAUUCAAAAGAUUCAAAAGAUUCAAAAGAUUCAAAAGAUUCAAAAGAUUCAAAAGAUUCAAAAGAUUCAAAAGAUUCAAAAGAUUCAAAAGAUUCAAAAGAUUCAAAAGAUUCAAAAGAUUCAAAAGAUUCAAAAGAUUCAAAAGAUUCAAAAGAUUCAAAAGAUUCAAAAGAUUCAAAAGAUUCAAAAGAUUCAAAAGAUUCAAAAGAUUCAAAAGAUUCAAAAGAUUCAAAAGAUUCAAAAGAUUCAAAAGAUUCAAAAGAUUCAAAAGAUUCAAAAGAUUCAAAAGAUUCAAAAGAUUCAAAAGAUUCAAAAGAUUCAAAAGAUUCAAAAGAUUCAAAAGAUUCAAAAGAUUCAAAAGAUUCAAAAGAUUCAAAAGAUUCAAAAGAUUCAAAAGAUUCAAAAGAUUCAAAAGAUUCAAAAGAUUCAAAAGAUUCAAAAGAUUCAAAAGAUUCAAAAGAUUCAAAAGAUUCAAAAGAUUCAAAAGAUUCAAAAGAUUCAAAAGAUUCAAAAGAUUCAAAA
Messenger RNA from Malaya genurostris, 2208 nucleotides. RefSeq names its product protein starmaker-like. NCBI's taxonomy places the organism in Eukaryota, Metazoa, Arthropoda, Insecta, Diptera, Culicidae. The transcript has a single exon. Gene Ontology annotation, cellular component: cytoplasm; nucleus. The record is from RefSeq and is a predicted model, not a curated record. Gene Ontology annotation, molecular function: collagen binding. The annotation marks the transcript as partial. Gene Ontology annotation, biological process: odontoblast differentiation; dentinogenesis.